AUGCCUACGCCUGCCACUAACGGCACCACAAAAAAGCGAAAGAGGCAGCACGAUGAAUCUUUAGAAGUGGAAGCGCUGCCAAUGGAAACCACUCUGGACAUUGCGUCGGAUGGCGAGGGACCAGAGGAAAGCGACGAAGAAGAGCUAGAGGACUUUCCAGAACUCGAUACGGAAAGUUCAGGUGGCACUGAAGGAUCCGAAGAUGACAGUAUCUCGACGGAGCAGCAAGACGAGGCAAAAUCGCAGCCUCGACCAGGGGAUUUGGUCGUCUCGUCCAUUACUGGCAGGCCAAAACGAGUGUUUCCAGAGAUUGAGCCAGAGUAUGACUCAGACUCGUCCACAGAAGACGCACCCAAUCGAACAGGAAACAUCCCAUCACAUUGGUACGAUGACCUACCUCAUGUAGGAUACGAUAUAAAUGGAAACAAGGUCCUACGGCCUGCCAAAGGGGAUGAACUUGACAAGUUUUUGGAGACGGUGGAAAACCCGGAAAGUUGGACCUCUGCUUUUGAUCGCAAUCUGCAGAUGGAUAAGCCGCUGUCGACCGAGGAGCUUGACAUCAUUCGUCGAUUGUAUGCUGGAGAGAACCCAGAUGCGGGCUAUGAUCCAUACGAGCCCACCGUAGAGUGGUUCACUGGCAAAGGCAAAGAAGAGAUUAUGCCUCUCAGCGCGGCACCGGAACCAAAGCGACGGUUCAUACCGAGUAAAUGGGAGAAGCAGAAAAUUAUGAAAAUUGUCCGUGCUAUACGUCAAGGUAGGAUUGUGGGUAGCAAACCCAAAACAGUGGACAGCGGCCCGCAAUUCUACUCCAUCUGGGAUACACCCGGCCCAGAUCAUCCACCACCGGCUCCGGCACCGAAACCGCGUUUGCCUACCAACGCAGAGUCGUAUAACCCACCAGAGGAAUACUUGCCAACACCCCAAGAAAGGAAGGACUGGGAAGAACAAGACAAGGAGGACAGAGAGCGAGAUUUCCUUCCUGAAAAGUACUCUGCGCUCCGACUGGUCCCUGCCUACCCUCGGUUUAUCAACGAGCGCUUUGAUCGACUGCUCGACCUGUAUCUGGCACCACGUAUCCAACGCAAGCGACUCAAUAUUGACCCAGACUCGCUGAUCCCGACUCUGCCGUCGCCGCAAUCUCUCCGCCCAUUCCCCACAUAUCUCACCCUGCACCAACAGCAUCACUCGAGUUCUCGCGCUCGGUGUCUUUCGAUAUCCUCGGACGAUGAAUGGGCGAUUUCCGGCGAUGAAAACGGGGUUGUAAGCUUAUGGGAGACAUUCACCGGCCAUGAAGCGGCGCGAUGGAGGUUUGGUCAGAAAAUUGGGAGCCUUGCGUGGUGCCCUCGGAAGGACGUGUCAUAUUUCGCCGUAGGACUAGAAGAAGAAAUUGUGUUUGUUUUUCCACCUUACGUCAAGGGUACCGUCGCAUCGGCGACCAAGGCGUUGUUUGAUGCCGAUUCCGGUGUGACAAGCGGCAUCUCAGUCUCUUCAGGAGCCAGUCCUGUUUCGUGGUCAAUACGAAGAGGAGGGCCCAACUCGCAGGGCCAAGACGCAUCCUCCCCUUCGGCGGAUAUCCUCCAAAGCGUCGCUCUCCCGCGUGGAUCCGGCAGAGUGACCCAAAUCACGUUCCAUCGCAAAGGCGACUAUCUCUCCUCAGUAUCCGUGGCUGGCGCAGGGACCGGCCAGAGCUCAGUAUGGAUUCAUCAAGUGAGCAAACGGCACUCGCAGGCCCCUUUCAAGUCUAUCAAGGGUUCUAUCCAACAAACGCAGUUUCACCCGCUCAAGCCCCACUUUUUCGUUGCCACACAGCGCUAUGUGCGACUGUAUGACCUGGCAGGGCAGACACUACUCAAAACGUUUUUAACGGGGAUCAAAUGGAUCUCGAGCUUUGACGUGCACCCGUCCGGGGAUCAUUUUGUAGUGGGCGGGUACGACCGCAAAUUGUGCUGGUUUGACCUCGAGUUGAGCGACAAGCCGUACAAGGUGCUCCGAUACCACGCUCGCGCGAUCAGGGCCGUGCGCUUCCACCCGACGUUCCCGCUGUUCGCAUCGUGCUCGGAUGAUGGCUCAAUCCAGGUAUUCCAUGCGAGAGUAUACAACGACCUCAUGUCCGACCCGCUCAUCGUGCCGCUCAAGAUCCUCCGGGCCGCGCCGAGCAUGCGUGUCCAUGUUGUCACGGACGGUCUGGGCGUACUUGACAUUCACUGGCUCCAUUCGCGUCCUUGGCUUGCGAGUGCCGGUGCGGAUGGAGUCGUAGCGACAUGGUGUCCAUAA
Messenger RNA from Serendipita indica DSM 11827, 2274 nucleotides. Lineage: Eukaryota; Fungi; Basidiomycota; Agaricomycetes; Sebacinales; Serendipitaceae. The record is from the annotation of a GenBank genome assembly.